Molecule: messenger RNA, 3699 nt
Organism: Megalobrama amblycephala (Wuchang bream)
Lineage: Eukaryota; Metazoa; Chordata; Actinopteri; Cypriniformes; Xenocyprididae
Biological process (GO): negative regulation of DNA-templated transcription; negative regulation of circadian rhythm
Cellular component (GO): nucleus
Source: RefSeq, a predicted model, not a curated record
GCAGGUGGAGUUGUCAUUCGGCAAUUUUGAAGUACGGGCUGGAGGAGGUUUAACACACCCGAGCUGGACACCAUCAGAAAAAGUACAGUCAAAGGUAAUGAGGCUCGGUCACGCUGGGUGGUCAUCAUCCUUGUCAGCGAGAUGACGGGAGGCACAGAUUGCCCCUGGACAGGUAGUUAGGAGUGUGUGCACCCCUGGACGGAGAAGAGACGAAUAUUCGGGACCAGUAUUGUACAUUACUAAGUAUACAAAAUGCGUUAUGGAACUGGCUGGUUAGCCCCUGCUGGGCCCGGGAUGCCCAAGGAACCAAGAGGAGAUGCCCAAGGGUGUGUAGGGGAGAGGGAACGCACCUCUCGUCCAGCCAGUAAAAAUGCUAAGGACAAAAGCAACAGUGCCGCCCUUUUGGCAUCUAGAGCAAGAGCACACACUGAACAGGAAACAAAUGGACGUGACUCCCGCUGCUCUGAGAAAGACUCUGGUUACUCAGACACUGGCUCAGAUUCCUUGCAAACCGAUGCAGAUGACCAGCAGAGCAGUGUGAAUGAGCCUCAGGUCUGCAAAGGUUUGGGUGGGGUGGAGCAAGGCCCCCUACAGGGAAGCCACAUACUGGUGUCCGGGACCCCUGAACUCACCCCCAUAUUCAUCAUUAAGAAUGUGGUGUUGAAGCAGCCUGGGCAGUCUGGUCAGGACCACAUCCUCCCUUCAUCUCUGUCAUGGGGUGGAAGUGCUACAAGCAAUCAGGGUGCCACCCAUGUUCUCUUGCUACAACCGCCUGACAUCAAUCAAAGCGCCCCGAUGCACACCCUCAAACCCCAGGGUGUAAAGAAAAGUAAAAACACUUACCUCCCUAUUCUAAACUCCUACCCUCGAAUCGCACCUCACCCUAGUAAGAAAACCCCAGAGAAACCUGCAACCAAUAGGGGAAGUAAUACAGAGGAGCACAGCCUGAGUAAGAGAGUAUGCACGGAAGAGAAAAGAGAGGAGGUGUCCACAACCACACAAGCGACUAAGCAGCAUCUGCAAAAACAGCCAGAGAACAACUUGCUGUUGCACUCUCAUUCCCUCGCACGGUCGCUAUCUGUGAGCCAUGAGACACUUUCUGCUUCUCACAAGCACCGGAGCCCAUGCCGCCCAUCUAGUCCCUCCACUUCCCUCAGUGUGAGCUCUCCGUCAGUCUCAAGCACCCAGACUCCUUCCCCACCCUGUUCCAACGACCUUAUUCAGUCCAGAAAAGAGCCCCAAAAGCAUUGCCAAGGACCGAAAAAUGACACUGGCAAAGGGUCAAACACCCUCAAAGGGCCAGCACGGCAUCGUCGCUUCCUCAACACAGUGGAGAUUCUGAGCCAGUCGGGGCUACUUGACAUCACCUUACGAACGCAGGAUCUGCUGCGGCAAAAUGCCGCCACCGAACGAGACAUAGCCCAGCUCCGCCAACAUGCCCAUCUGCUUUUCCAGGCCGCUCAAGCAGGUGUUGAUGCGCCGGCUGCCUGGGAGAAGCUCCAACAGGUCAUGGCUGAGUCUGGACAUUAUCCCAGCCUCAAGUGCCUACCAACAGACAGCAAUGAUGGAGGGGACCUGUCUCAAUCGAAGUUGGAAGUUGAGACAGCCACUAGCACGACUGACACUCAUGUGGUAUACAGAUAUGGAGUUAAUGGGACUGAAGUGGUGGCGCCCCCAUCUCCUCUCCUAGCUCCCAUGCCAGAUGCAGAAUGCCAGUCAACAGGUCAAUAUGAUUCUGGCAAUGAUAGCACCAUCACUUUUGAGCAAAUCAGAGCCCACAGAGGAACUGCCAGUCCGCUGGAUGAUCCUAUAAUGCCUCCAGACAGCUCUACACAUGGAAACCUGCUUUAGACGGCACCCAGAAACCUGCUGAGCACCGGGUCUUCCCAGCAGAGAAACAGCAAGGGAAACUUGAGGAUACUUUCUUGAACAUCUCAACAUCUCAAACUUCAGAGAUGUUAUGUCAUUGCUCCAAGAUUCAGUAGUCUCCAUGGCAACUCAGGGCUAUGCUCAAGGACAGCAGCUCAACUGUGCUGUGAACCAUCUUCCUGUCUGUCACGUUUCUACUCAUUUGCAUCGGCAAUCACCCAAAGUGUCUGAUGAGAGAUAUGCAGAAUUUAACAUGCAUGCUACAGACUGCCACUCGUUAGUUUUGUCACUGACACAUAUUUCUGCAUCAGCUAUUUUGCCCCAUAACUGAAUCAGGUUUUUAAAGGCCACUUGCAAAUGUGUUUUUGAUUGCAACACUUCAUGCAGUCGAUCACAGAGUAAUCACACAUUGCAGUCAGUUUCCUAAUUUAUUUUUGAUUUAUAUCAUAGGAAAGUUGAAUUAGCAAUUGCUGUCACAGUUUGUAGCAAGUAGUGUUUUUAAAGAACAUGUUCACUUUUGACCGGGAAUGGUAUUUUGUGGUAUUAUUAUUGAUGAGAUCCCCUCUGUGAGGCCUUAUCACUUAAAAGAGCAUGAGGAUGGUGCAUGAAGAUUCCAAAAGUCAAAGCUUAGAACUGUACACACAUGCAAAGACACUUAGAAUUGUGUGAGAACUAUUCUCACAAUGAUCUUGGUAAGGUCCAUGAAGCUUGUGUUCUUCUAUGCAGUACGCACUUCAUUAAUCUGCUUGCUUUACGUCUUCAUCUUUGACCAUGGACCAAUUGGCAAAUGGUCAAACACCCUCAAAGGGACAGCAUGGCAUUGUCUCUUCCUCGACACAGUGGAGAUUCUGAGCCAGUCUGGGCUACUUGACACCACCUUAAGAACGAAGGAUCUGCUCAAGCCUUUUGGAUUGGCUUCCCUCUGAGAUGAAGGGUCAAUUUUGAGUGUUUAUGUGAGCUUAUUUCCCAUUUGUUUGAUCACAGAUCUUGACGUUUAUGUAUUUGUGAGUUUGCUUGUGUUAAUGGUGUUUUGUGCCAGCCUUAAUGUGUUCUGCAACAUCUUUAUGUUUCUUCCUCAAUUGUCUACUACUGCACCAAGCUUCUUUUUUUUUUUACACAUUUUGAUAUUCUUGACAUAACACUAAUAUAUUAUUUGUUGUUAUUUUGGUAUAUUAUUUCCAUUUAUUUACUUACUGAUUUGUGUCUAAGGAAGCCGUCAGGCCCACAUAGAGAUUUUGCAGAAUUCUGCUGUCAUUCACAAAAUUGUAUACAUAAUCAUAUUCAUUUAUGAAAUAUUUUGUCUAAUUUGAUUAUACUUUCAGAGUUUAGUACUUUCAGCUUAGUUUAACAUAUUUUAUGCUUCAAUGCCACAGAAGUUUUUCCCCUAAAACCAGUAAAGGAAAUGAUGAAAGAACUGCAGUUUCACAUAGAGUCCUUCUUUAUGACAGAUAUUUUUCUUCUACCAUAGCUUUUAAUUUUCUUUUUAUAGAUAUUGAUGGUGUGUUUGUACACAGUAAUGAUCUUAAGUCCAAAUAAAUGGCAGUACAGUAGGGAUGUUCUGAGCUGUGUGUGUGUGUGUGUGUGUGUGUUUGUGAUGGCCAGGUGAAGCAGAUAAUGAGUUUGUGUUUGAAAUGAAUGGCGUGUUAUGACAUGAUCGAUAUUUGUGCUUCCUCAUGUAGCAGCACAAGCAGUAUGUGAUGCAAUUCUAAUGCAUCUAAAGAAUGAUUCUUUCAUUGUUUCCAUGCAGUAUGUUUACUGAAGUCAGGAUCACUGCAACAGAUACACUAUUACACUACAUGCAGAUUGAAAUAAAUUGCUUCAUUAAAAUGC